This is a messenger RNA of Rhineura floridana, 1796 nucleotides long. Its product is annotated as suppressor of tumorigenicity 14 protein homolog. The record is from RefSeq and is a predicted model, not a curated record. Lineage: Eukaryota; Metazoa; Chordata; Lepidosauria; Squamata; Rhineuridae. The transcript is spliced from 14 exons. Gene Ontology annotation, biological process: acrosome reaction; proteolysis. The coding region runs from base 85 to 1710 and encodes 541 amino acids. Gene Ontology annotation, molecular function: serine-type endopeptidase activity; protein binding.
UUGACUUCCAUUAUUACUGCAUUUAGUGAAGGAAAAAAUGGCCUUCAAGCUUAUUACUGGAACACAUUUUGGGGCCCACAAGAUAUGGUUCUCUCUAUUCAAAAUCUCCCUUCAAUGAAGCAAAAACAAAUUAUUAGUAAACGGAAACCUGCAACUGAUAAUAGCACUGCUGAACCAUUAUCUUUAGAAGAGGAUUUUGAUAUUAUUACCAUGGAGCUUUUUGUUUCAGAUUCUGCAGACUAUGAUAUGACACUGAAAUCAGUGGCCUUUGACCUCUACGCAAAGCCUGGUAAUAAUAGGACAUUAACACUGAUGAAUCCUAAGAAAUCUUUUUAUCAGUGGAGGCUGCGAGUUCCAUCCGACUAUGUGGUGAGACUGGUCAUUGUUCCCUUGCAUGGUGUGACUCCUGGGAGUUGCACAACUCACAGGCUGUCUGCAUAUGACUUCCUUCUUCCUCUGCAGAACAAGAUCAUUACAAGAUGGUGUGGACUGUCUGGGGCCUGGACUUCCCCAGUUGUACGCUUAACUUCAUCAAGUAAUGUAAUGCUGGUCACGUUUUCACUGGACCGAAGAAAAGAGAACAAUAUAUUGAAAGCGUAUUUCCAAGCAGUUCCUAAAAUUGUAUGUGGUGGCCGGUUUAUUUCUUGGAAUGGAACUGUUAUUUCUCCUUACUAUCCAAGUUACUAUCCACCUAAUAUUGACUGCCACUGGAUUAUCAGGGCACCACUACCUGGAUAUAGAUUGUUGCUAAAAAUUCUUGUAAUACAAGUUCAGGAACAGUCCCCUGGAUCCAAUAAAUGUGAUAAAGAUUGGCUGGAAAUUGAUGGAACUAGAUAUUGUAAACCUAUUGCAGAAGGCAACAGAGUCAAGGAAUAUGGCUUUUCAGUUUCCGUCAGUUUCCAUUCAGAUGAACUGGUCACACAGAGGGGUUUUUAUAUUGAAUUCAGAGCUUUCAGCCACACGGACCCUUGUCCUAGGCAAUUCAAAUGUUCUGACAGAACAUGCAUCCCUUUAAACAAUAAGUGUGAUGGGUGGAAAGAUUGCGCAGAUGGAAGUGAUGAGGUAAACUGUGGUUGUAAUCCAAUGGAAUCUAAUUGUGGUACUGGGAAGUGUAAACCCCAUUCCAAGUCUUGCAAAGGAGACGACAGCUGUGAGAAUGAUAGUGAUGAGGAAGAAGACAAUUGCUCAUAUAAACGUUGCUCACAACAUGCAUACAAAUGCCUGAAUGGGAAGUGUCCAGUAAAGCCAAACCCAGAAUGUGAUGGAAUAAGAGACUGUGCAGAUGGAUCUGAUGAAAUGAAUUGUGCAUGUGGAAGGAGUCAGGUAAAAAGACCCAGAAUUGUUGGUGGUGAAGAUGCGAGGUAUGGAAAGUGGCCUUGGCAAGCAAGCUUGCAGCUGAAAACAUAUGGCCAUGUAUGUGGUGCUUCUAUUAUUUCAAAUUCUUGGUUGGUAUCUGCUGCCCAUUGCUUUCAGGACUCUGAUUCUAUAAGAUACUCUGCAGCAUCCGGUUGGACAGCAUUUAUGGGUAUAAGGAUAAUUAACAAAAACAGUGAUAAUCCUGUAGCAAUGAGAUCGAUUAAACGGAUUAUUGUCCAUCCACGUUAUGACCAAUAUAUCUCAGACUAUGACAUUGCCCUGUUGGAAAUGGAGUCACCAGUAUUCUUCAAUGAGCUGGUGAGCUUGCAAAAACACUCCAAGAAGCUAAGGUGAAAAUAAUUGAUCAAAGUGUAUGUAAGAAGCUUUAUGAUGAUGUGAUUACAUCUCGGAUGCUAUGUGCUGGGAACCUUAAUGGUGGU